Molecule: messenger RNA, 2541 nt
Organism: Hipposideros armiger (great roundleaf bat)
Lineage: Eukaryota; Metazoa; Chordata; Mammalia; Chiroptera; Hipposideridae
Gene: PNKP
Product: polynucleotide kinase 3'-phosphatase
Exons: 17
Coding region: 856-2478 (540 amino acids)
Biological process (GO): DNA repair
Cellular component (GO): nucleus
Molecular function (GO): polynucleotide 3'-phosphatase activity; double-stranded DNA binding; protein binding
Source: RefSeq, a predicted model, not a curated record
GUCCCCAUUUUAUAGAUAAGAAAAUGGAGAUUCAUGAGGUGGGAGGGAGGAUUCCAGUUACGUGUGACCAUGAAUCCUCAAUCUUCGGGGCGCCCAGGGGAGAGGGGGAGGGUGUUGAAAUCCGAAUGGUCUUUAAGCAGUCAGUCUUCUGAACCCACAUAGUACCCAGCAAAGCUGAGGCUAGGGGUUUUCUGCCAUAAAACAGCUGGAGGUUAGAGAAGGAGUGGCACCUGGUUCGAAAUUAGGGCUAGGUUAAGGUCAAGUAAACACGGACUCUGUCUCUCAUCAGACUACCACCGGAAGAAUGCUAACAAUAGACAAGACUUAAACAGGGCAAACUAAUAAACACUUGAAUAAAUGAUUUACAUGUAAUCACUCCUUUCAUCUUCCUAGUAACCCCAUGAAGUGGAAAUGAUUAUCCCCACUUUAUAGAUGAGAAAAACGCAUCGAGGGUACGGGGUUGCUGACGGGUGGAGGUUUCUUCGACUGACAAUUAUCAUCACAUGGAAAAGAGAACCUCCCGCUGUAACUAUUUCCAGCAACCGGAAUGAAAAUUAAAAGUUCAAAGUGGAAGGAGAAUCUGAAACACAGGAGCCCCGUCCCCUUACUGGCCUGAGCCACAUACUGCAGCCAGAGAGAUGAAGAUCUGAGCAGCGGAGGGACCACAGAGACCGUAAUUCUGAGAAGGGGCGGGGCUUCUGUGGUGGGCGGAGCUACGCGCCGUCCUCUCGGUAGCAAGAGUCAUUUCCGUCCGCCGAAAAACAGAGAAAGCUGCGGGUGGACCUGUGGGUUGAGCGCCUCGGACCGGAUUUUCCUGGUUGGUAGUGGCGAGUGAGCCAGAGCGGCAGGCACAGGAUGACCGAGUUGGAAGCCCCGGGCCGCCUGUGGCUGGAGAGCCCCCCUGGGGGAGCGCCCCCCAUCUUCCUGCCCUCGGAUGGACAAGCCCUGGUCUUGGGACGGGGACCUCUGACCCAGAUUACCGACCGGAAGUGCUCCAGAAACCAAGUGGAGCUGGUCGCAGACCCUAAGACUCGCACGGUGGCUGUGAAACAGGGGGGGCAGAGCUUGUCCCAGCUGCUCCCUCUUCUUCCGCAGCUGGGAAUUAACCCCUCAACUGCCGGGACCCAGGAGCUGAAGCUGGGGUUGGAGGGCUCUCUGCGGGUGGGGGACACACUGUAUUUGGUCAAUGGCCUCUACCCGCUGACCCUGCACUGGCAAGAAUCCUGCACGCCAGACUCCCAGCCAGACACUCCACCCGGCACCCCUCCGGUGACCCCAGACGAGGAGGAAGAGGAGGAGGAAGAGGAUGUUAAGCAGCAGAAAAAGCUGAUGCGGAAGUCAUCCCCCUGUUGGGAGAGCUUUGAAAAGCUACUGGUGUUCACAGCGCCUGGGGUGAAGCCCCAAGGCAAGGUGGCCAGUUUUGAUCUGGAUGGGACUCUCAUCACCACACGCUCUGGGAAGGUCUUUCCCACCAGCCCCAGUGACUGGAGGAUCUUGUACCUAGAGAUUCCACAUAAACUCCGGGAGCUGGAUGCUGAGGGCUACAAGCUGGUGAUCUUCACCAACCAGAUGGGCAUUGGACGCGGAAAGCUGCCAGCAGAGGAGUUUAAGGCCAAGGUGGAGGCUGUAGUGGAAAAGCUAGGAGUCCCCUUUCAGGUACUGGUGGCCACGCAUGCCGGCUUGUACCGGAAGCCCGUGAUUGGCAUGUGGGACCAUCUUCGGGAGCAAGCCAACGAGGGCAUGCCCAUCUCCAUCGGGGACAGUGUCUUCGUGGGAGAUGCAGCUGGUCGCCCAGCUAACUGGGCCCCAGGGAGGAAGAAGAAAGACUUCUCCUGUGCAGACCGCCUGUUUGCCCUCAACCUGGGCCUGCCCUUCGCCACACCGGAGGAGUUCUUCCUGAAGUGGCCAGUGGCCAGCUUUGAGCUCCCAGCCUUUGACCCGAGGACCGUCUCCCCCUCGGGGCCGCUCUGGCUGCCUGAGACUAGCUCCCUGUUGAGCUCUGACUCUGAGGUGGUUGUCGCUGUGGGAUAUCCUGGCGCCGGGAAGUCCACCUUCCUCCAGGAGCAUCUCGUGUCUGCUGGAUAUGUCCAUGUGAACAGGGACACCCUGGGCUCAUGGCAGCGCUGUGUGACGACUUGUGAGACAGCUCUAAAGCAAAAGAAACGGGUGGUGAUCGACAACACAAACCCGGACCCCCCAAGCCGGGCCAGGUACAUCAAGUGCGCCCAAGAUGCAGGUGUGCCCUGUCGCUGCUUCCUCUUCAGCGCCACCUUGGAACAGGCGCGUCACAACAACCGGUUCCGGGAGAUGACAGGCUCUUCUCAUGCCCCCGUGUCUGAUGUGGUCAUGUAUGGCUACAGGAAGCAGUUCAAGACCCCAAAGCUGGCCGAGGGCUUCUCAGAGAUCCUGGAGAUCCCGUUCCGGCUGCACGUGGAACCACAACUUGAGCGACUGUACCGCCAGUUCUCCGAGGGCUGAGCUCCUGCCUGCCCCCCUCCCCCCCCCCGCCUCCACCCCACAAUAAAUGCUAUUUUUCUUUAA